GGUGUGAUGGGUAGACAAGAGAGAGAAGGUGUGGGCCCAUCCACCGCCCAUACGCACGCUGUCUUACCCAAACCAAAACCCAUCAUCGAUCUAUUUCCUUGACCUAAGCCUAACCCAACGAUGACCUAAAAGAGAAUCGACCCACCACUGCUCUCCUUCUUCUCCUUUUCCUUCUCCAUCUCUCUCUCUCUCAAACCUUCAACAACAGCAACAAAGGACCUUCCAAAACUUAACUACCAUACCCACCAAGAGCUUAGCUCAGAGAGAAGAACAAAUAUGGAUGAUUCAGCUACAAAAUUGGUCUAUCUUGCCCAAAACUUUCCCCUUUCCCCUUCUCUUCUCAAGGAUUGUAGCAAUUGAAAACCAAAUUCAAAACAAGAGAAGGGAUUUUCUUGUUGCUUCCUUCUGUUCCACAUCUGGGUUUCAAUCUAUUUAUUGUGCAUGAAGAGUAGGAAGCCUUGAAGAAGAAGAAGAAGAAGACAGAGAAAGAGCAAAGAAGAGAUGGAUCAAGUAACAGCAUCGGCACAUGGCCUUGCUCUUCCCCCUCCUUUCCAUACUAGAGGUCUUCCUCUACACCACCCCCAUCUUCAACUCCAGCAACAACUCCAGCACCACCACCACCAACAACAACAAAAUCUGAAUUCUGAAGAUGAUCAUACCGGCACCAGUGCCUUCAAAAAAGGUAAGAAACUCGAUCGUGAUGACAACAAUAGAAGCAACAACGAAGAUGAUGAUGAAGACAGCAACGACGGGAAGGAAAUGACUCUUGGAGCCAACUCUGGAGGAGGAGAAGGAGGAGAGUUCACUAGGAGACCUCGAGGUAGACCUUCAGGCUCCAAGAACAAACCUAAGCCCCCAAUCAUCAUAACCAGAGAUAGUGCAAAUGCUCUCCGAGCCCAUGUCAUGGAGAUUGCCAACGGUUGCGAUAUUGGUGAAAGCGUCGCCACAUUUGCCCGGCGCCGGCAAAGAGGAGUCUGCAUUUUAAGUGGUAGUGGUACUGUAACUAAUGUUACCCUCCGGCAACCAGCUGCACCCGGUGCAGUUGUAACCUUACAUGGACGGUUUGAAAUCUUAUCUCUUUCUGGAUCAUUCUUGCCACCCCCAGCUCCACCGGCGGCGACCGGAUUAACUAUAUAUUUAGCAGGUGGACAAGGCCAGGUGGUCGGCGGUAGUGUCAUUGGAGCGCUUGUGGCAUCGGGUCCGGUGGUAAUUAUGGCGGCUUCCUUCUGUAAUGCCGCUUAUGAACGAUUGCCUCUCGAAGAUGAAGAGCCGCCGCUUCCAAUGCCGAGUGGCGGCCUUGAACCAGGAAUGAUAGGUCAACAACAACAGCAACAACAGCAGCAACAGCAACAACAGCAACAGCUAAUGCCAGACCCUAACACACCACUUUUUCAUGGGUUACCACCAAACCUUCUCAAUCCUGGCCAAUUACCAGCUGAGGCAUAUUGGGCUACCGGUCGCCCUCCUUAUUAACAACAACAAUAACACACAAAGAAGCAUCUCCCACUUGUUUUCACCUUUCCCUCUACCUUUUUUUCUCACCAAGAAAAGAAACCCUAGAGGCAUUGGAGCUGAUCUGAGGAGAAUUAUUGGGUUGUUGAAGACUAGGAUUUUCUUUUCAUUUCGUUCAUCUUCUUCUUCUUCUUCUUUUUAUCUUUGAUUUUGGUUUCGGGUUUAGUGAUCAGAUGAUUCAUAUGCCUUUGGAUUGAAGAAGCUGUGUACAAAUCAAGGAAUUCUUGGUGAGUUUUAGUUUUUUUUUACAACAAUAGCUAUCUUAACUUGCCCCCCAAGUGAUAAACAGCAUAGAAGAAGAAGAGCAGCAAAUGGGUACAACAAGGGAAGAACAAUAAGAAGGAAGAAGAAUGAAUGAUGGGCUUUCUCUUUCUUUUUCUGUUGCAGCUCUGGUAACUUGUCUGAUAAUUCUUCUUGCUCUGCAGAAGGAAAUUGAUGGUUUUUGGUGGUCUUUCCAUGUUUUGCCUUUUCUCUGUCAUAGUUUAGUUUUUGUCUGAAUGCUUCAGCUUCCAUUGCAUGAUUCAACUACUCCACCUCCCCCCCACCCCCAACCCCC
Molecule: messenger RNA, 2068 nt
Organism: Macadamia integrifolia
Lineage: Eukaryota; Viridiplantae; Streptophyta; Magnoliopsida; Proteales; Proteaceae
Product: AT-hook motif nuclear-localized protein 22-like
Exons: 1
Coding region: 502-1473 (323 amino acids)
Biological process (GO): vegetative to reproductive phase transition of meristem
Cellular component (GO): nucleus
Molecular function (GO): minor groove of adenine-thymine-rich DNA binding; DNA-binding transcription factor activity
Source: RefSeq, a predicted model, not a curated record